Molecule: messenger RNA, 3051 nt
Organism: Olea europaea var. sylvestris
Lineage: Eukaryota; Viridiplantae; Streptophyta; Magnoliopsida; Lamiales; Oleaceae
Product: transcription factor bHLH3-like
Exons: 1
Coding region: 895-2403 (502 amino acids)
Biological process (GO): regulation of DNA-templated transcription
Cellular component (GO): nucleus
Molecular function (GO): protein dimerization activity; DNA-binding transcription factor activity; transcription cis-regulatory region binding
Source: RefSeq, a predicted model, not a curated record
GAAAAAGAAAAAAACAUUUAUUUUUGUCACUUAUAUAAGCAAAACAAAAAUAGACGGCAACCAAAAUGGUGUGUUUCAGAUCCAAAGUGGUUGAACUCACAUGAACCACGAGCGACUUCACGUAUAACAUGCAACAGAUCCACGUAUCCAUCUUUCGUUUCAGGUAGUUUGCUCUAUAAAUCUUAAUGAAACAUGCUUUGAAUCCUUAAUCCUGAGUAUUCCUCAUAUUCUUGAAUUUUUCCCUCCAAAAUAAAACUUGAAGCUGUUCUUUUUUUGGUGAAAUGCAGCAGAAGAAUCUAGGAAUUGUUUUUUUUUUGCCCUUUUUCUUUUCUGAGAGGGUGUAACUUGAGCAAUUGUGGUUAGUUCAAGACUCGACAAUUUUAAGGUUUAAUUUUUUCGAGAGAUUCCUCAAAUGCUUGAUUUAAAAGUGAAGUAAGUUUUUGAAGUUCAAGAUUUUAUAGGGUUCUUUUGUGUGACCUGUGUUCGUAAGUUUUUUUAGGCACCCUUGUUUCCCUGAAUAAAAAUUCUUGAUUUUGGGUUUCCGUCGGGGAAAAAAAAUUAGGAUUUCACUUUUUUGGGUUGAAUUCUCAGUUUUGAGGUUUUCAACAAGUUAUUUUUGUAGGUAACUUGAGGUUUCCAGAUUCUAAGAUUUGAAGUUUAAAAUCUAGGGACUUUAUUGAUACAAGUGGUCUUUUAGAAAGAACCUCAAUUGUAACUUUUUUAAGAUUCUGGGUGUAUUUUUUCAUUUUGGGGGAAAAACCAAGUACUUCUGACUUCUGAAUUAGGUUGUAAAAUUUGAGGAUUGUGUGAGAUUUUAGUCUCUCUAGUCAAUUUCUGAAAAUUGAAUUCUGUUGCACCGUUCUUGAGGGCACUGAUUUUGCGAAGUGUUGAAAGAUGGCGGAUAAGUUUUGGUUAAAUGAAGAGGAUAAAUCUAUGGUGGAAGGUGUUUUAGGCAGCGAAGCCACCGAAUACUUUGUGUGGUCGGCUUCAAAUAAUGUGUUGUCAGAGUUCACUGGCUUGAGUGGAGAUCUGGGAGUCCUUCAGGGUCUGUGCAAGAUUGUUGAAGGGUCAGAUUGGACUUAUGCCAUCUAUUGGAAAGUAGCAAAAUCGAAAUCUUGUAAAUCAGCCUUGAUAUGGGGGGAUGGGCAUCUUAAAGAAUCAAAGGAAGGUGAGGAUAAAGAUGGAAUUUCAUCUGAUAGUCAAAAAACAGCUGAAGGAGACCGGAAAAAACUAGUGCUUCUGAAGAUUCUCGCGUGUUUUGGGCGAUCGAAUAAUGAUAAGAUGGUUGCUAAGUUGGAUCGGGUUUCUGAUGUUGAGAUGUUUUAUCUCACGUCGAUGUACUUUGCAUUUCCCUUCGAUAAGCCCUCAAUUCCUUCCCAGUCAUUUAAUUCUGGCAGAUCAAUUUGGGUUUCUGAUGUGAAAAGCUGUUUAGAACACUAUCAGUCGAGAUCAUAUUUAGCAAAAUCUGCUCAUUUGGAGACGGUGGCGUUUAUUCCAUUGAAAUCAGGAGUUGUGGAGAUUGGUUCCAUUAACUCGAUUCCCGAGGACCAGAAUGUCAUUAAGUUGGCAAAAUCUAUAGUCUGCAAACCAAACUCAAUUCAGCCAAAAGUUAAUCCCAAAAUAUUCGGGCAAGAACUCAGUCUUGGGGGUUCCAAAUCAGGUCCUAUCAGCAUAAAUUUUUCACCGAAGAUGGAAGAUGAUUCUGGUUUUUCUUCAGAACCGUACGAUGUACAAAUAGGCAGUGCUCGAGUUUAUGGGAACUCGUCAAAUGGGCACCACAGUGAUGAAGGUGAAGCAAAACUGUUUCCGCAGAUGAACCAGAUUAUUGUCAGGGGAUCAAAUGCCCAAGAUAUGGUUUCUAGUAUGGAUCAAACUAUUGAGGAUUCUUUACUUCUUGGUGAUGACCGAAAGCCUAGAAAGAGAGGCAGGAAGCCCGCCAAUGGGAGGGAAGAACCACUGAAUCACGUGGAAGCGGAAAGACAGAGACGUGAGAAGCUUAAUCAGCGUUUUUACGCAUUAAGAGCUGUGGUGCCAAAUAUCUCAAAGAUGGACAAGGCGUCUCUACUUGGUGAUGCGAUUGCCUAUAUCACAGAUCUUCAGACAAAGAUAAGAAUCUUGGAAGCUGAGAAAGAGAUGGUGAGUAAUAUGCAAAAGAAUGAUGAUAUCCCUGAAAUGGAUUUCUAUGAAAGGCACAAUGAUGCAAUUGUACGAGUGAAAUUCCCCUUAGAUUCUCACCCGGUAUCUCGUGUUGUAAAGACACUGAGGGAGCAUCAAGCUGUCGUCCAAGAAUCGAAUGUUUCCAUAUCCGACACUGGUCAGGUGGUUCAUACUUUCUCUCUUGAAACUUUGGGUGAUACUGCUGAACAAUUGAAGGAGAAGUUGACUUCUGCUCUCUCCAAAUGAUCCAGCCGUAAAGUUGCAUUUUGUAAGCUGUAUUUUUUCAUUAUACUCUGUCUUUCUGGUAGUUUGACAGGAAUGCCUCGUUUUGAUACCGAUGAGCGCGUUUGCCUGCAUAUAAUUAGUAUAAGUAGUUGCUACCAAGCUAAGUUAUACUCUUGCAUCUGAUUAUGCUACUGUAUUGGCUAAGUGUUGGAUUGUUCUUCACUGCAUAUUCUCUCCUGUUUAGUCACUUGUUUGGACUCUUGUAAAGUCGCAAGUAUCGUCAUGUCGGAAUUUUUGGCAUCGGGAAAGGCUUAGAAACAUAUUAUAAGUGUCCGGAACAUAUGGAAGUUACCGUACUGGAAAAAUCGAGACCCCCAAAAUUCUCCAGGAGAAAUUAUGAAACUUAGAAUCGAUAUGGAGGAUGAUUGAAUUUCUUCUGCAUGCUGUCUCUUUGUGAUUUAGUUUUCAUUUCUUUUAACUUGCUUGCAUAUCAACUUGAAUUUAGUCUUUUGUUCACUCAAAUCGUAGGGGUUCUAAGACUAGUUAUUCUGCUGGCUAUGUUUCCUCUCGGCCAUCCCCUUCUCUUCGAGUCAUUUUGUUAAAGCUGAAACAUCGUUGUGAAUGUACUGCAAAAUGAUCGUGAACUUAUUUUAUCUUUCUUGAACUUCA